This is a messenger RNA of Aspergillus piperis CBS 112811, 1091 nucleotides long. RefSeq lists its product as uncharacterized. The coding region runs from base 425 to 988 and encodes 187 amino acids. The record is from RefSeq and is a predicted model, not a curated record. Lineage: Eukaryota; Fungi; Ascomycota; Eurotiomycetes; Eurotiales; Aspergillaceae. The transcript has 3 exons.
AUCCGGAAUGGAUGAUCAUACGUUUGGCCCCCGGGUUCUCAUGCAAUGUCGUGCGAGGCAAGUGUCUAGACUUUCAUGGAACUUCCAACUAGCUCAAUUCGCAAAGAGAACAGCGUAACUGGGCAACGCCCUAAGCUGCCGUGUAGCUCCCUGAAUGCUAGACCAGCAUUGGAUGGAGGAGGAUGUGUGUGUUGACUGACGGAUUGUCCGGAACUGGGCCUGAACUCAAUAGAAGUCACGACGUUUCCUUGGAAAGAGGGGUUUUAGGCGACAGAAACGAGACAAAACAGCAUGAAUUAAUUCAUCACUGCUCCACCACCACCAUCUCGUCCGUCUGACAGUCGCCGUCUGGCCUGACCGGAGCUGCCGCUAUGACGCAUGGUGAAUCGGGGAGGGGAGGAAGUAGUAACUACUAGUGGAGUGGAUGGAGGAAGGAUUGACUCUGGAACUGGGUGACGGUGUAUCGAUACCGUAUAGUCUGGUCUCUACGACAUCAACCACAUGUAAUGUUGCAUACAAUACAAUUCCUCCGGGUCCAGUCCAUCUCCGGCCUCAUCCCCCCCACCCCCGCACUGCAACCUUCCUGUUUGAUCGGCGGGUCAUCAACGUUCUCCCCCGUCUAUCAUUUCAUUCGAGCGCUAGGAUCAACGGUCUGAGCUCGAGGAACUCCGCGCGAGCCAUGGGCGUUUCCCAUGACCUUUGCACGAUGCAAGCCCUCGCCAAUGUCUUGACUGGUUCCCGUAAACUAGCGAAAGAAACCAACAUGAAGCGGCGCUCGGAGCUUUCCAUACCUACAUGCCCAGUCGACCUCGCUGCGAAUUGUCUGGCCGCACUCUCAACCACCAGCUGGGACGGUAAUGGUGUCUGGAGGCACUGCCACAACUGGCUUUGGCCUAGAUAUGCUCGCCUUUUGGGCGGGCAAGAGAACGUCAAAAGAAGUAACAUCGACUUCAAGACAGUAAGCAGCACGCCUAACAGCAUCAUCUGAUCGGAGCCGCUCCGCUUGCAAUGGGCAGCAUCACUGCACAAAGGGCACGGUGACAUUUCAUGGGUAAGAGAUCAAUUGCAUGCAUAGGAUCGCUACAACAAGC